Acaulospora morrowiae is the source of this 779-nucleotide messenger RNA. Lineage: Eukaryota; Fungi; Glomeromycota; Glomeromycetes; Diversisporales; Acaulosporaceae. The record is from the annotation of a GenBank genome assembly.
AAGAAAUUCCCGAAGACAGUGUAAUCUGGAGUGAAGACCCGUUCAUCACAAUUCACGAUUACAAGUCACCAAAAUGCAAUAAUUGUGCACGAAAACUAAAAAGUCCUGAGCACCCAGAGUCCCCGCCGAUUUUUCAUUGUCAAAAUAAUCAUUCGUGCGCAGAGGUUUUUUGUUGCUAUCAAUGUUAUAACAUCGCCAUGUCCAAAUAUCACGUCUCAUUGUGUGGAAAAAGUCUCUCGUCAAUACUCUCGAUUCUCGAUCGCCACAAGUCCAACAGCAGCGAUCCGCUACCGUUUUUUAUUUUAAAAUUAUUCUCUAUCGCAAAGACGAGUAAUAUCCACCCAUUAGAUAUCCCGCAGAUCCAGGAUCUCGCCCAAUACAGACCACCUAAGAAAUCCGAAAACUCGUUUCUCCCGGAGUACUACUUUGAACUCUACUUUGAGACGCUUCGGAUCCUCGAUAUUUCCUUGUAUGACGUGAAAUUUGAUUUUUGGGUGUAUGUCACGUUGACAUGUAAAGUGCAAGUAAACUUAUUUGGAAAUGAUGAUAUGGCGUGUCUAUUUCAUUACACGUCGUUGAUUAACCAUUCUUGCAUGCCAAAUGUGUUUCCGGACGUCUAUUCCUCAAGAGAUGGUGAUCCGGUGUUGGUGGAUUACGAAUUUCGGGAAAAUAAUAUGGACUUGGUGGCGGUGAGGGAUAUUAGGCGCGGCGAGGAGAUCGUUUUGAGGUAUUGCGAUCCAAUGUUGGAAAAAUGGGAGAGGGCGAUGCAUUUGAUUCCC